AGAGGCAGCUGGAAGUUUCUCCUCCUCAUGAUCACUGCUUACUGUUUCACGGCGCAAAAGAUAUCAAAUAUUCUACUUCAAAUGCAUAAAAAUGUGAUUUAAUUAAGGUUUGGCAGUUUUGAGUAUUUGGACAAAGAAAGUUAUAGCCUAUUAUUGUGCGCAUAAAUGUGUUCGCCAGCCUACAUCAGUUAACGUUCAAAUCUGUAUACCUUAACUUCUACGAACUGGUUUGACGCACGAUACCAAUAAACGUGACCCACUGACCCAGAUCAAUGUUAAUAAGGAACUUUCAAAAUAAAUAGGCCUACUUUUUUAUUUUUUCUCUCAAGCUAAGUCUUUUCUGUGUUUACACUCGGCGGCUCCAUCUCCCUCCACUUUGUACUCAUGCAUGCUGCAGGACUGCUAGUAUUGUUGGGCAGAGUGAUUGGGGUUUCUGUACAAUCUCCCGUGACCAAUGAGCGGGGUGCUGUCAGGGGUAACCACAUCUGUCAACCGUUCUUGGCCAAUAAAGAGCGGAGCGAGGCGGACCACAGGUGCGCGCCUCUGCGUCCCCUUGGCACAGCGCCCGGGAGAUGCUGGAGAGAGACGCCUAGCUGCCCCGUGGCGCAAAAGAGUUACUGUCAAAGGCAGCCUCCUUUUAACUCCAGCUAUCACUCUGGCUCCGAUAGUUAUGGCGACCGCAACAUCCAACCACUACAGCGUCCUCACCACCCCCAGCAGCGCGCCGCCGCCGCACUCGGAGUCCGGGAGCAUGCAGCAGGCGGCAGCGUACAGGGACGCGCACACCCUGCUCCAGAACGACUAUAGCACGUUACCGGGCGGUGGACAUCCGCUCAGCCACGCGCACCAGUGGAUAACGGCGCUGUCUCACGGUGACAGCGGGGCGCCCUGGCCAUCUAGUCCCCUCGGAGAACAGGACGUGAAGCCCGUACUGCACGACAGUGACCGAGAGGAGCUGCAGAAUUCCAGCAGUCUGCAGCAACAGCAGCAGCAGCAGCAACAGCAACAGCGACACCCUCACCUAGCGCACCAGCAGGCGCAUCACGACGCCAGAGCAUGGCGAACCAGCACAGCCACCACGCACAUCCCCGGCAUGGCGACAUCUGAGGGCCAGAGCCUGGUGUAUUCCCAGUCCGGCUUCGGUCUGAUGCCAGGGGGAGAGCAAGGGGGGAUGCACCACCACCCCCUGCGGGACGAGGACCACCACAGCCACAGCCCGCACCUCAGUGAACACGGAGGCGGCCCUGGGGCCCACCAGCAGUCUCUCUCACACCAUCACCAGCACGGCCAGGACCACUCAGACGAGGACACGCCGACCUCAGACGAGUUGGAGCAGUUCGCCAAGCAGUUCAAACAGCGACGCAUCAAGCUGGGCUUCACCCAGGCGGACGUUGGACUGGCCCUCGGGACGCUGUAUGGAAACGUCUUUUCUCAGACCACCAUUUGCAGGUUCGAGGCGCUUCAGCUCAGCUUCAAAAACAUGUGUAAACUCAAGCCCUUGUUGAACAAGUGGCUGGAGGAGGCGGACUCCACCUCGGGCAGCCCCACUAGUCUGGAUAAAAUCGCGGCACAGGGAAGGAAAAGGAAAAAGAGGACCUCCAUCGAGGUGGGCGUCAAAGGAGCUCUGGAGAGCCAUUUUCUCAAAUGUCCAAAACCAGGAGCAGCGGAGAUCAACUCUCUAGCGGACAGUCUGCAGCUGGAGAAGGAGGUGGUGAGGGUUUGGUUUUGUAACCGGCGGCAGAAGGAGAAGAGGAUGACACCCGCUGGGGGACAGAUACCAGGAGGAGAGGACAUGUACGGGGACACCCCUCCUCACCACGGAGGACAAACUCCUGUGCAGUGACCCCAGUCCGUUAUUCUGAGCAAGACACGGACCCCUUAAGGAGGAAUAAUGCCUCCUUAUUUGUUUGAUUCUCUGUGCUGGACCGCUCGAAACUGGACCUCAGCCAGCUUAAACGUUGGACCCACGGACACACACAGUGGGGAUAUACAGUGGCACCCAAGCACUAAAAAUACGCAUAGCAGAGAGCUGUAUGGAGAGGUUUAAUGCCGCGGAACUGCCAAGCAUACGGCUGGUGUGUGCUAACCAAAAAAAGAAAACAGCGACAUUGAUACGAAAAUGCUUUUCUUUACCUUCUACCGAGGCGCUAAUGUGUCGUUAUGUAAUGUGUCAUUAAAGAAAGACAGAGUCGGAUGUGGGCACAAGGUGUCCGCG
Molecule: messenger RNA, 2215 nt
Organism: Perca fluviatilis (European perch)
Lineage: Eukaryota; Metazoa; Chordata; Actinopteri; Perciformes; Percidae
Gene: pou3f2a
Product: POU class 3 homeobox 2a
Exons: 1
Coding region: 455-1843 (462 amino acids)
Biological process (GO): regulation of transcription by RNA polymerase II; brain development
Cellular component (GO): nucleus
Molecular function (GO): RNA polymerase II cis-regulatory region sequence-specific DNA binding; DNA-binding transcription factor activity, RNA polymerase II-specific
Source: RefSeq, a predicted model, not a curated record